This is a messenger RNA of Callorhinchus milii (elephant shark), 1552 nucleotides long. RefSeq names its product phosducin-like 3 (gene pdcl3). Gene Ontology annotation, biological process: angiogenesis; protein folding; positive regulation of gene expression. The coding region runs from base 105 to 824 and encodes 239 amino acids. NCBI's taxonomy places the organism in Eukaryota, Metazoa, Chordata, Chondrichthyes, Chimaeriformes, Callorhinchidae. Gene Ontology annotation, cellular component: cytoplasm. The record is from RefSeq and is a predicted model, not a curated record. The transcript is spliced from 6 exons.
ACAGCACAGGCACAGCCCUGACGCACGCACGUACGUACGCUCGCGGGCACCCGCGCGCCCACACAGUCGGGUCGGGUCGGCGAGGCGAGGGAUCGCAGCGCGAGAUGCAGGAUCCAAAUGCAGACACCGAGUGGAAUGAUAUUCUGCGGAAAAAAGGUAUCCUUCCUCCUAAAGAGAAGCAAAAUGAAGAAGCUGAGGCCAUAGAGGAGGAGCUGAUUCAGCACCAGGGUUCUGUUGUUAAAACUUAUGAAGACAUGACUCUGGAAGAUCUGGAAGAGAAUGAGGAUGAAUUCUCAGAGGAAGACGAAAGAGCCAUUGAGAUGUACAGACAGCAAAGGCUAGCUGAAUGGAAGGCAAAACAGUUGAAGAACGCUUUUGGGGAAAUUUUGGAGAUCUCUGGGCAAGACUAUGUGCAGGAAGUAACGAAAGCUGGCGAGGAACUCUGGGUAAUACUGCACUUGUACAAGCAAGGGAUACCUUUGUGCACAUUGAUAAACCAGCACCUGAGUCAUCUUGCCAGGAAGUUUCCAGCAACUAAAUUUAUUAAAGCUAUAUCGACAACAUGCAUAGCCAACUAUCCUGACAGGAACCUCCCAACAGUCUUUGUGUAUCGGAACGGUGACAUCAAGGCACAGUACAUCGGCCCCUUAGUAUUUGGAGGCAUGAAUUUAACAAAGGAUGAAAUGGAAUGGAAACUGUCAGAAUGCGGUGCAAUCAAAUCAGAGCUAGAGGAGAACCCACGAAAACAGAUUGAAGAUAAACUGAUGUCCUCCAUCAGAAGUGGUGCUCCACCAAGGAGAAACAGUGAUUCUGAAGAAGAUUAGUCAUUUAAAUCCAGUGAAUUUAUGUGUGUAACGAAAAUGACAACAGAAGGAACCUGAUAACUGUCAACAGCUUUUCUUUUACAUUGUACUGUAUUCCUAUUCAUUAUGGUUUAAUUUUCCACAGUCUUGCAACAGAGAAUUUACCUUUAAGCAACAAAUCACCUGACUGUGGUUGCAAUAUUACCUCCUGAAUUUAUACCGUCUUUAUUUUACUGGAUGUGUCUGAUGUUAACAGCUGAGGUAUUUAAUCAAUGAUUUUGAAGUGCUAAAUGUGAUCACCAAAUUCAGCACUUUAAACUUUUGUACCAUAUAAUCCAUCUUCACCAGACUCAUCACUCUUUGAUGUUCUUGGUCACAAUCUUCAACUGGUGUAAUUGCUGUUAUCUAGCUGAAGUAGUUUAAUUGCAAGAGUUUAAAGUGAGACACAUACUGUAUACACUCUUGUUUGUUUUUAAAAAAUCAUUGUAAUACUUUGUGACAAAGACAUAAGCUAAGCAUAAAUUAUUUUUUCCAAUAAUAUAUAAAACCCAAUUAAAACAAUUUCAGAAAAACAGUGGAAUUGGAUAAAUCAGAGAGACCCAUUUUGCUUCCUUUUGCCUGCCUAUCAGUGGCCUUAUUUUCAAUAUGUGGUACUAGCAGUAUUCUUUAACAGAAAGCAAGACAUUUUAUAAAGCUCAAUUACAAAAUCUUGUUUCUAUUCACUAAUAAAGCCAUUGAAUUUGCUACUA